AUGAUUUCCAAGAGCUACUUUUUUGUACAGAAAUUGACUUUCGCCGGGGUGGGCAUAGAUCCCAUGGCCAAAACUCCUAACUUAAUAGUUAAACAUCCCGGUAUAUUGUAUGGUUUAACAAUUUGUUCGGUCUUUCAUUUCAUCAUUGUCUCACAUUAUGCCUACAUACAUGUCACUGAUUUUGAGGAAAUUACCGAUUCGUUUCCCAUGUUGUGUCAAUUGAUUUUGUGCAUAUGUAAAGUGAUGAUAUUCCUGAGAAAACGGCAGCAGAUUUUUUCACUGAUACGUGAGGUACAUGAGAGAAAUUUUAAGGCUGAGGGUGAAGAAUUGGCAAUUGUACGCCGUGAAAAUGCCAAGGAUAAUUAUCUGUGUUCUGUCUAUUUAAGAAUUGUGAUAUUUUCCGGAAGUUUUGCUGUUUUACAUCCGCUGGCAAACGCUGUGUAUGUUUAUAUAAUAAAUGGCGAACUGGUUUUAACGGAACCUAAUAAGGCAACAUACUUUUGGAAUUACUCCAAUCUGGCUGGCUACUCAGGGGUGUAUGUGUUAAAUGUUUUUACCGUUUACUUUGUCUGUGUCGUUUCUUUGGCCAUCGAUACGCUCUUCUCAUGGUUUGUCAGCAAUGUCAUGGCACAAUUUCACAUUAUUUACUAUCGUUUCGAAAGGGCUGCUCUAACAAGCCCGGAAACUAACAUGACCCAUCUGCAGCAGAACAACUACAUUAUAUCGUGUAUAAAAUACCAUCAUGAUAUCCUAAAAUUUUCGGAAAAACUAAAACGAGUUUAUAGCGAAAUAAUUUUCAUUAAGUUCACCAUUGUUUGUAUGGAAAUCUGUAGUUUGGUUUUUCGCGUAAGUCGUCCCAAUGAUUCAUUGCCAGAUACAGCCUACAAAUGUUUAUUUUUGUGUGCCGUGGCCAUACAAUUGAUGGUGUAUUGUUACAAUGGUCAGAGGAUAAAAGAUGAAAGUGGCCAUGUGUCCACUGCCAUCUAUUGUAUAUUUGACUGGUCGAAUUUAUCUAAAUCGUGUAAGAAAUUACUUUUGAUCUCUAUGACACGCUCUCAAAAACACUGUAAUAUAAAUGGUGUCUUCUUUGAGGUGGAUUUUAGUUUGUAUUUAUGGGUAUUUAAAACAGCAGCAUCUUUAUUAACAGCUUUAAAGACAUUGGAGGAAAAACAAACUUGA
Molecule: messenger RNA, 1179 nt
Organism: Calliphora vicina (urban bluebottle blowfly)
Lineage: Eukaryota; Metazoa; Arthropoda; Insecta; Diptera; Calliphoridae
Product: odorant receptor 45a-like
Exons: 5
Coding region: 1-1179 (392 amino acids)
Biological process (GO): detection of chemical stimulus involved in sensory perception of smell; sensory perception of smell
Cellular component (GO): plasma membrane
Molecular function (GO): odorant binding; olfactory receptor activity
Source: RefSeq, a predicted model, not a curated record